UCUGGUUUGUUGGUUCAUCGUGAUCAGCCUAAUAAUAAUGCAAAAACACCCUUUGAAUUCACUGCAGAAAAUUUGAAAAGAAUAAAAGCGGUAAUGAACAAUUUUCCUGAAGGCUAUAAAUGUGGUGCACUUAUACCCGUACUGGAUAUCGCUCAGCGACAGCAUGGAUGGUUACCAAUAUCUGCAAUGCAUGAAGUUGCUCGAAUACUUGAAAUCCCACGCAUGAGAGUAUAUGAAGUAGCCACAUUUUACACGAUGUUCAAUCGACAGCCGGUUGGUAAAUAUUUUCUUCAAGUUUGUGGCACUUCACCUUGUAUGUUAAGAGGUGCGGAAACCAUCAUAGAAACUAUUUCGAAGAAACUAGGAAUAAAGAUUGGUGAAACCACGCAAGAUGGUCUUUUUACUCUCACUGAAGUUGAGUGCUUGGGAGCAUGUGUGAAUGCCCCGAUGAUGCAGGUCAACGAUGAUUUUUAUGAGGAUCUCACUCCAUCCGCUACGGAAGAAAUUCUUGACUCUUUCAAGAGUGGUCAGAGACCACGACCGGGCCCAGUUAGUGGUCGUCUUGCUGCUGAACCUAUGGGUGGGCUCACUACAUUGAAAGAACCUCCUAAAGGUCCGGGCUUUGGCAUCCAGCCUGGUUUGUGA
This is a messenger RNA of Dracunculus medinensis (Guinea worm), 645 nucleotides long. The record is from the annotation of a GenBank genome assembly. Lineage: Eukaryota; Metazoa; Nematoda; Chromadorea; Rhabditida; Dracunculidae.